This is a messenger RNA of Entelurus aequoreus (snake pipefish), 2578 nucleotides long. Its product is annotated as gastrula zinc finger protein XlCGF57.1-like. Gene Ontology annotation, biological process: regulation of transcription by RNA polymerase II. NCBI's taxonomy places the organism in Eukaryota, Metazoa, Chordata, Actinopteri, Syngnathiformes, Syngnathidae. Gene Ontology annotation, molecular function: DNA-binding transcription factor activity; RNA polymerase II cis-regulatory region sequence-specific DNA binding. The record is from RefSeq and is a predicted model, not a curated record. The transcript is spliced from 2 exons. Bases 181 to 2004 code for a protein of 607 amino acids.
GUCCAAGAUGGCGGACUAAGCGGCGUGGCUUUCCGGAGAAGUUUCACAUUUACGAUCUUACAGAUUCAAAAAUAGCAUCAAAUACCUCAGCUAUUCACCUUUUCUUAAGCCCACCAAACGGACUUUGAGUGUGGAGCGACGGCGUGUUAUCUGAAGUGAAGAUUGAAGACGUGAUAGAAGAUGGACGACUACUGCUAUGCUAAGAUGGCGACGUCCGCUAAAAGAGAACAUGAAAGAGAAUCAGCGCCACCAACGGAGAACAAUCUGAAAAGCGAAGAUGAAGACGUCCAGCAGCUGAUCGGUAAUCCAGAAGAAGUUUCCCCUCAGUUAGGGGGGAGCUCCACUUUGAAGCAGGAGACUCCACAACCACCCUGCAUUAAAAAGGAAGAGGAGGAACUCUGCAUCACUCAGGAGGGAGAGUGUCUUCUAGGACGAGAGGAAGCUGAUUACACCAAGUUUCCACUGAGUAUUCUCUCUGUGAAGACUGAAGAUGAUGAAGAGAAACCACAAGUAGACAACAUCUUAGCGCCACUAUCAGAUAGUGAGGCUGAAGACGAGGUUGAAGAACCUUUGAGCAGCGAUAAAGACUGUGAAGGUGAUAUGAGGACUCACACUGACAACAAACACUCUGAAUGCUCUACAAAGAAGAGAGGUAAAACAUGUUUGAGCUGCUCAGUUUGUGCUAAAAGAUUUACUAAAAUGGGCCAUUUGACCCGACACAUGAGAACACACACAGGUGAAAAACCAUUUAGUUGUUCAGUUUGUGGCAAAAGCUUUUCUGUUAAGAGCUAUUUGACUGGACACAUGAGAACACACACAGGUGAAAAACCAUAUAAGUGUUCAGUUUGUGGCGAAAGCUAUUCUCAAAAAAGCCAUUUGACUCAACACAUGAAAACAAACACAGGUGAAAAACCAUUUAGUUGUUCAGUUUGUGGCAAAAGCUUUUCUCAAAAAAGCCAUUUGACUCAACACAUGAGAACACACACAGGUGAAAAACCAUAUAAGUGUUCAGUUUUUGGCGAAAGCUAUUCUCAAAAAAUCCAUUUGACUCAACAUAUGAGAACACACACAGGUGAAAAACCAUAUAAGUGUUCAGUUUGUGGCGAAAGCUUUUCUCAAAAAAGCCAUUUGACUCAACACAUGAAAACACACACAGGUGAAAAACCAUUUAGUUGUUCAGUUUGUGGCAAAAGCUUUUCUGUUAAUAGCAAUUUGAAUCGACACAUGAGAACACACACAGUUGAAAAACCAUUUAGUUGUUCAGUUUGUGGCAAAAGCUUUUCUGAUAAGAGCUAUUUGACUGGACACAUGAGAACACACACAGGUGAAAAACCAUAUAAGUGUUCAGUUUGUGGCGAAAGCUAUUCUCAAAAAAGCCAUUUGACUCAACACAUGAAAACACACACAGGUGAAAAACCAUUUAGUUGUUCAGUUUGUGGCAAAAGCUUUUCUCAAAAAAGCCAUUUGACUCAACACAUGAGAACACACACAGGUGAAAAACCAUAUAAGUGUUCAGUUUGUGGCGGAAGCUAUUCUCAAAAAAUCCAUUUGACUCAACAUAUGAGAACACACACAGGUGAAAAACCAUAUAAGUGUUCAGUUUGUGGCGAAAGCUUUUCUCAAAAAAGCCAUUUGACUCAACACAUGAAAACACACACAGGUGAAAAACCAUUUAGUUGUUCAGUUUGUGGCAAAAGCUUUUCUGUUAAGAGCAAUUUGAAUCGACACAUGAAAACACACAUAGGUGAAAAACCAUUUAGUUGUUCAGUUUGUGGCAAAAGCUUUUCUGAUAAGAGCCAUUUGACUCGACACAAGAGAACACACACAGGUAAAAAAACAUUUAGUUGUUCAGUUUGUGGCAAAAGCUUUUUUGAUAAGAGCCAUUUGACUCGACACAAGAGAACACACACAGGUAAAAAACCAUUUAGUUGUUCAAUGUGCUGUAAAAGGUUCACACAUAAUGCAGAUGCAGUAAAACACAUAAGAACACACAAGGGAAAAUAACCAAUUAGCUGUUUAGUUUGUGCUAUGUUGCUCAUAUGUUGUGACAUCCACCCUACCCAGGACCUCCUCACUGGAUUAGUUGAAGUAUAAUCUUAUGUACUCAUGACCCCAUGUCUUCCCUGUAUCUGAAACCUUCCUGAACAGUAAGAUAGAUGAUGCUUCAAAUGCUUGGUUACUCCUUCUUCAGUCCAGGGACCUGGGGCCUCAUGUGUCAAGUUUGUGCAUGCUCAAAAACCUGCACUACACCCUUUUUCACUGCAAAGUUGAGAUGUAUCAAAACUGACGUUGUGAUGCUGGGUAACUGUUUGCAUAACCAAGUAGCAACUUUUUCCCCUCCGACUGAUUGAUGUGAAAAUCAGAGACAAAUGAACAAUUAACUGUCAGUAUUUUAACUUUUUAUUUGUGUUUUGUUUAAAUUGUUCACACAUUGCACAGCUUUUAUUUUUCUAUCAAUACACAUUAUGUCUAGAAGACAGGAAGUAACUCAACACUCUUGAAUAGUUUCUACCUCCGUUUGUAUGGUUUGUUGAGUUAGCACAGGAUUAAUAUGUGGAAAUGACAAAUGAGGUAGUUG